ACACGCAGCUCCUUAUAAACUGAUAUCUUGCCCCCUCUCAUCCCUGAGAAGCAAGGAGCCAGCCUGUUGGGAGCUUUCACAGAGGGCUAACUGGAUCUCCGUAAUCCGCCUCUGCCUUCCGUCUCUGCACCCCACUUCCCUCCUUCUCACUCUCUCCGUCAGACGAGCCUCGGCCCCCCGCAGACACCAUGCAGCAGCCGGAAGCUCCGCCGGUCGACGCCACAAAAUUGGGCAUAGGCCGCUCAAUCGCCGUGCUCACCUCUGGGGGCGACGCCCAGGGUAUGAACGCGGCGGUGAGGGCGACGGUCAGAGUCGGUCUCUACACCGGAGCCAAAGUCUACUUCAUUCAUGAGGGCUACCAGGGUAUGGUGGACGGCGGGGACAACAUUCGCCCUGCCACCUGGGAGAGCGUGUCUAUGAUGCUGCAGCUGGGUGGCACAGUCAUUGGCAGCGCUCGGUGCCAGGACUUCCGAAGCAAGGAGGGCCGUACGAAGGCGGCCAUGAACCUGGUGAAGCUGGGCAUCACCAACCUGUGUGUGAUCGGGGGCGACGGCAGCCUGACGGGCGCCAAUCAGUUCCGUACGGAGUGGAGCGAGCUGCUGGGGAUCCUGAUGAAAGCGGGUAAGAUCACUGCAGACGAAGCCAAGCGCUCCUCUCACCUCAACAUCGUGGGCAUGGUGGGCUCCAUCGAUAAUGACUUCUGCGGCACGGACAUGACCAUCGGCACCGACUCAGCCCUGCACCGCAUCAUGGAGGUGGUGGACGCCAUCACCACGACCGCACAGAGUCAUCAGAGGACCUUCAUUCUGGAGGUGAUGGGACGGCACUGUGGAUACCUGGCCCUUGUGACUGCUCUGUCCUGCGGUGCCGACUGGGUCUUCAUCCCAGAGAUGCCCCCUGAUGAGGACUGGGAGGAACAUCUGUGCAGGAGACUGAUGGAGACUCGGGGACGGGGGUCCCGCCUGAAUGUCAUCAUCGUCGCCGAGGGGGCCCUGGACCGGAACGGCAAGCCCAUCACCUCCGACCUGAUUAAGGAUCUGGUAUCCAAGAGGCUGGGCUAUGACACUCGCGCCACCAUCCUUGGACACGUCCAGAGAGGAGGCACUCCCUCUGCUUUUGACAGAAUCCUGGCCAGUAGGAUGGGAGUAGAGGCCGUAAUGGCUUUGCUGGAGGCCACUCCAGAAACCCCCGCCUGUGUGGUCAGUCUGUCAGGGAACAUGGCUAUCAGACUGCCGCUGAUGGAGUGUGUGCAAGUGACCAAAGAUGUCACGAAAGCCAUGGCAGAGGGGCGAUAUGAGGACGCCAUCAAACUGAGGGGAAAGAGCUUUCAAAAUAACUGGAACACCUACAAGAUGUUGGCUCAUGUACACCUCCCAGAGAAAAAGAGCAACAUCAACAUUGGCAUAGUGAAUGUGGGGGCUCCCUGCGCCGGCAUGAACGCAGCGGUGCGCUCAGCCGUCAGGAUCGGCAUCCUCCAGGGCCACCAGAUGUUUGCAGUGCAUGAUGGGUUUGAGGGCCUGGCUCAAGGACAGAUUGAGCCCAUUAACUGGGGCGGCGUCGGAGGCUGGACCGGCAAGGGAGGCUCAAUGCUCGGCACCAAGAGAAUACUUCCUGGAGCCAUGGUGGAGGACAUCAGCCUGAACAUUUCUAAAUUCAACAUCCAUGCGCUGAUCAUCAUCGGAGGCUUUGAGGCAUUUUCUGGGGGGCUGGAGCUGGUGAAAGCCAGGGAGAAGUACGAAGAGCUCUGCGUCCCCAUGGUCAUCAUCCCCGCCACCGUGUCCAACAAUGUGCCAGGGUCAGACUUCAGCAUCGGCGCUGACACCGCCCUGAACACCAUUACUGCUACCUGCGACCGGAUCAAGCAGUCAGCUGCUGGCACCAAGCGCCGUGUGUUCAUCAUCGAGACCAUGGGUGGGUACUGCGGUUACCUGGCAACCAUGGCUGCCCUGUCCUCAGGGGCCGAUGCCGCCUACAUCUAUGAAGACCCCUUCACCAUUCAUGACCUGGAGAUGAACGUGGUGCACUUGGUGGAGAAGAUGAAGACCACAGUGAAGAGAGGCUUGAUUCUCAGGAAUGAGAAAUGCAAUCCCAACUACACUACCGACUUCAUCUACAACCUCUACUCUGAGGAGGGGAAGGGCGUCUUUGAUUGCCGCAAGAACGUUUUGGGACACAUGCAGCAGGGUGGAACCCCAACUCCUUUCGAUAGGAAUUUUGGCACGAAAAUGGGAGCCAAAUCUGUCCUCUGGCUCACUGAUAAACUGAAGGAGUGCUACAGACAUGGACGCAUUUUCGCCAACACGCCGGACUCGGCGUGCGUUCUGGGCAUGAAGAAGAGAUCGCUGAUGUUCCAGCCCCUCGAGGAGCUGAAGAAAAUGACCGACUUUGAGCACCGCAUCCCCACGGUCCAGUGGUGGCUGAGGCUCAGGCCCAUCCUGAAGAUCCUGGCCAAGUAUAAGAUCCCCCUGGACACAUCUGAGAAGGCCGCCAUGGAGCACAUCAUCAAGAAGAGAGGCUUAGUUUAAGGGCGUUGGAGUGGGAGAGGAGACACACACACACCCUCUCUCUCACACACACAUACACACGCUAUUGUUUUCACUGCAGCGUCUCAGCUAUCCAUCAGUCUCACCACCUCCCUCCUUUUCAUUUGGAUGCAGCAGAAAAUAGCAGAUGUGGGCAGAAUGCUUUCACUGCGGGAUUCUGAUGAGGUUAUGGUCUCUAUUCUCACACUUGUGCAUUAAAAACAGUGCCUUAAA
Messenger RNA from Conger conger (European conger), 2756 nucleotides. It is a transcript of the gene pfkmb, whose product is annotated as phosphofructokinase, muscle b. The transcript is spliced from 22 exons. Lineage: Eukaryota; Metazoa; Chordata; Actinopteri; Anguilliformes; Congridae. Gene Ontology annotation, cellular component: 6-phosphofructokinase complex; membrane; cytoplasm. The record is from RefSeq and is a predicted model, not a curated record. Bases 189 to 2525 code for a protein of 778 amino acids. Gene Ontology annotation, biological process: fructose 1,6-bisphosphate metabolic process; fructose 6-phosphate metabolic process; canonical glycolysis. Gene Ontology annotation, molecular function: 6-phosphofructokinase activity; monosaccharide binding; fructose-6-phosphate binding.